UCCAUUUGUAAUCAGGAAGUGGCACGUCCAUUAUGGCAACCGGGGCAGAUCAAGCUGUUGGCUUGGGACUUGUCGGCUUUACGCUGUUGCUGUUUACAUAUUACACCAUUUGGGUCAUAGUUUUGCCAUUUGUAGACAGUGACCAUGUGAUCCACAGCUACUUUUUUCCACGUGAAUAUUCAGUCAUACUUCCUGGAGUUGCAGCAUUAAUUCUCAUUCUUUUUGUUGGCACCUUCAUAGGGGUUGUAACAUGGAAGAAUCGAAAGCCUAAAAAAGUUGAUUAAGACUCUCCAGGUUGUAGUGAUUCAUCUGAUCACAAGAACAAAUGGUGAUGAAUUUACUCAUGUAACACAUCCUGUACACAGCCACGUGGAUAUGUAUUCCAAUGCUUGCUGCCCUACACCCUGGUCUCCAGUUAAUUCAUCAAUUCAUCUGAUUUCAUUAAGAAACCAGGGCAGUACCAAACAUGUAGUUACUUGUUAGUCUAUGAGCAUUGCCCAUCCAGGGUUUAUAACCUUGUCUUAAGACUGUGCUAGACAUGAGGUGUUUAUCUUUGGAUAAUUCUUUCCAUAGUCAGUGAAGUAUAGUUUGUAUCUGGAUGAAUGUGAAAUGGGACAAGGGACAUCUUUUGUUAUUCUUUAAGUUUUGGAACCAGUGAAGCCAAUAUUUUGCAUUUUUGAAAAUGCUGUUUCCUUUAUUUGUAAAUAGACUUCAUUUUAAAGGAUGAAUGCUUGAAUACAGUUGCAUAAUAAUUCUGGACAAUAUUCGAAAGUGAGUGAGCACUGUUUUGUAAUAUCACACACUAUUCAACUUUAAAUUAUACAGGAAAUAAGCAAACCCUUAUAUAAUGUUACGUGUUUUCU
Molecule: messenger RNA, 863 nt
Organism: Xyrauchen texanus (razorback sucker)
Lineage: Eukaryota; Metazoa; Chordata; Actinopteri; Cypriniformes; Catostomidae
Gene: dpm2
Product: dolichyl-phosphate mannosyltransferase subunit 2, regulatory
Exons: 4
Coding region: 33-284 (83 amino acids)
Biological process (GO): GPI anchor biosynthetic process
Cellular component (GO): dolichol-phosphate-mannose synthase complex; endoplasmic reticulum membrane
Molecular function (GO): enzyme regulator activity
Source: RefSeq, a predicted model, not a curated record